Molecule: messenger RNA, 2490 nt
Organism: Phlebotomus argentipes
Lineage: Eukaryota; Metazoa; Arthropoda; Insecta; Diptera; Psychodidae
Gene: CPSF2
Product: probable cleavage and polyadenylation specificity factor subunit 2
Exons: 3
Coding region: 134-2383 (749 amino acids)
Biological process (GO): mRNA 3'-end processing by stem-loop binding and cleavage
Cellular component (GO): mRNA cleavage and polyadenylation specificity factor complex
Molecular function (GO): RNA binding
Source: RefSeq, a predicted model, not a curated record
UUCCGGAAAUUCUGUCAGUGAAAGUGAAGUGAGGGAAGCCGAUCAAAACAUUGAUAAAAACGCGCUUUUCUCCGCAAUUUAGCAUGAAAAUAGACCUGAAAAUUGUAUGAGAGUGAAGAAUAAUUAAUCCACAAUGACAUCCAUUAUAAAACUGCACACAAUAUCGGGGGCGAUGGACGAAUCUCCCCCAUGUUAUCUGCUGCAAGUGGAUGAGGUUAGGAUACUGCUUGAUUGUGGCUGGGAUGAGAAAUUUGACCAGAAAUUCAUAAAGGAGAUCAAGAGAUAUGUCCACACAAUCGACGCAGUUCUGCUGUCCUAUCCGGAUCCGCAUCAUCUGGGUGCUCUGCCCUACCUUGUGGGCAAGCUGGGACUCAAUUGUCCCAUCUACGCCACUAUUCCAGUCUACAAGAUGGGUCAGAUGUUCAUGUACGACCUCUACAUGUCCCAUUACAACAUGUACGACUUCGAUCUGUUCUCCCUGGACGACGUGGAUACGACUUUUGAUCGCAUCAUCCAGCUGAAGUACACACAGAGUGUGGCCAUGAAGGGGAAAGGGUAUGGCAUCACCAUAACACCUCUCCCGGCGGGUCACAUGAUCGGGGGCACAAUUUGGAAGAUUGUGAAGGUGGGCGAGGAAGAUAUUGUCUAUGCGUGUGACUUCAAUCACAAGAAAGAGAAGCAUCUCAACGGAUGCGAGAUGGAGAAGCUCCAGCGUCCGUCGCUGUUCAUCACGGAUGCCUACAAUGCGCGCUACCAGCAGGCCAGACCAAGAGCCAGAGAUGAGAAACUCAUGACCAACAUUCUGCAGACUCUGAGGAAUAAUGGAAACGUGCUUCUCACCGUCGACACGGCUGGAAGAGUGCUGGAAUUGGCCUACAUGUUGGAUCACUUGUGGAAAAAUAAGGAAUCUGGCCUUCUGGCUUACUCUCUGGCACUUCUCAACAACGUGAGUUACAACGUGGUGGAAUUUGCAAAGUCCCAGAUUGAGUGGAUGAGUGACAAAUUGAUGAAGAACUUCGAGGGCGCUCGGAAUAAUCCCUUCCAAUUCAGACACCUGAAGCUGUGUCACAAUCUCACAGAGUUGGCGAGUGUGCCCAGCCCAAAAGUGGUCUUGGCCAGUUCCCCGGACAUGGAGAGCGGAUAUUCGAGGGAGCUCUUUGUACAGUGGGCUGCCAAUGCCAACAACAGCAUAAUCAUCACGAGCAGAACGUCUCCGGGUACUCUGGCGCGUGAUCUGAUUGACAAUGGCGGGAAUGGGAGGAAGAUUGAGUUGGAUGUGUCGCGCCGAGUGGAGCUCGAGGGCACGGAACUGGAGGAGUUCCUCAGGACUCAGGGCGAGAAGACAAAGACGAAGCUAAUACCGAAUCGCGAAUUGGAUGAACUGAGCUCAGACUCGGAGGAUGAUCUUGAGAUUGCCAUAAUCACGGGGAAGCAUGAUAUCGUGAUUCGUCCUGAAGGACGCUCGACGACGGGUUUCUUCAAGUCCAACAAGCGAAUGCAUGUGAUGUUCCCAUUCCACGAGGACAAGAUCAAGUGUGACGACUACGGUGAGAUCAUUCAACUGGACGAUUACAAGAUCAUCGACUCGGGAGCUGAGCCUGGUGAGGACAACAAGGAGAAUAUGCUGCACAAGUUGGAUGAUGUGAAGAAGGAGGAGAAGGACAUUGAGGAGGUGAUGGAGAUUGAGAAGCCCACGAAGUGCAUCAGCAGUCGCAAGUUGAUUGAGAUCAAUGCCCAAAUUCAGUUCAUUGACUUUGAGGGCCGAUCUGACGGGGAGUCUCUGCUGAAGAUUCUCUCUCAACUGCGUCCCAGGCGAGUCAUCAUCGUGCGUGGUUCGCAGUCGAGCACAGAAAUGAUCUCGAACUACUGUGAGCAGAACAUCAGUGCCAGAGUCUUCACGCCAAAUCGCGGCGAUGUCAUCGAUGCCACGACAGAGAGUCACAUCUACCAGAUCAAGCUGACCGAAGCUCUGGUCUCUCAGCUGUGCUUUCAGAAGGGAAAAGACGCCGAAGUCGCCUGGGUGGAUGCUCAGAUAAAGUGUCGCAACCAGCAAAUUGAUGCCCUCACCGAGUCAAAUGACAUGGAGAUGGAUGUGGAAUUCCCCAACGAGGAGUCCAAAGUCCUCGCUCUGGAGCCAAUGCGUCCUGAAGAUAUUCCCUCUCACGAGUCCGUCUUCAUCAACGAACUGAAGUUGUCCGACUUCAAACAAGUCCUCAUGAAGAAUAACAUCCCAUCUGAGUUCUCCGGCGGCGUUUUGUGGUGCUGCAAUGGCACUCUUGCUCUCAAAAGAUUGGAUACUGGAAAGAUGUCCAUCGAAGGCGCGCUGUCGGAAGAAUACUUCAAGAUCCGUCAACUUCUGUAUGAACAGUACGCUAUACUAUGAAUCAUGAUAGGAACUUAUUUCAUGGCUGAACGAAGAAUUAUUUAACUGAUAACGUAAAAAAAAAUGUGAGAUUUUUGGUCUAAAUUUGUCGUGGAUUCACUAACUCG